Molecule: messenger RNA, 377 nt
Organism: Brienomyrus brachyistius
Lineage: Eukaryota; Metazoa; Chordata; Actinopteri; Osteoglossiformes; Mormyridae
Gene: mocs2
Product: molybdopterin synthase sulfur carrier subunit
Exons: 3
Coding region: 106-366 (86 amino acids)
Biological process (GO): Mo-molybdopterin cofactor biosynthetic process
Cellular component (GO): cytosol
Source: RefSeq, a predicted model, not a curated record
CUGAUAGAGCUGCAGGAAGUUAAUAAGGUUCUUGCGGAUUUUGUGCUGUUGUUGCAAGGAGAAUCAGAAGUUCAACAUGUUUCUGUUGUAUUUUUGAAUUUCUCAAUGAAUACCGAGAUUUUGGUCCUAUAUUUUGCUAGAAGUGCCGAAAUAACAGGACUUCGUUCAGAGCACAUCAGUGUUCCUCAAGUAUUAACGUCUCUGCAGCUGUGGGAGGAGCUAGUGAAACGACAUCCCAGACUCUGUAUGUUACGUGAGCAAGUUAUCCUUGCAGUGCGUCAAGAGUACGUUGUUUUGGGAAAUCAGCCUGUGAUCCUGCAGUCUGGGGACGAAGUUGCUGUCAUUCCUCCCCUCAGUGGAGGGUAGUUCUCAUAUAC